Molecule: messenger RNA, 378 nt
Organism: Strongyloides ratti
Lineage: Eukaryota; Metazoa; Nematoda; Chromadorea; Rhabditida; Strongyloididae
Product: Transposase, Synechocystis PCC 6803 domain and Lambda repressor-like, DNA-binding domain-containing protein
Exons: 1
Coding region: 1-378 (125 amino acids)
Source: RefSeq, a predicted model, not a curated record
AUGACAAAAAAAAACUUUUUUUUUAUCAAUUUUUAUAAUGCCGUUUUUAAACGAUAUUCGCAUUAUAUUUCUUUAAAAGUUCAAAAGAGGGACCAAAGCAACAAAAACGCCUCGAAAUAUCAAUGCUGCUUUUGGAGAGAAUUUGGUGAAUCCAACGACAGUACAACGUUGGUUCAUAAAAUCCAGAAAGAAAAUGAAAGUCUGGAGAACGAAAACUGUAAAAGAUCAGCUCCAACUGUUAAUAAUGACGAGCUGAAGAACGUUAUUGAAGCUAAUUCUUGUCAAGCAGUUAGAGAAGUGUCUAAAGUAAUGGGAGUAUCUAAAUCUAGCGUUUCCCGUCAUUUGAGACAGAUUGGAAGAUCAAUAGAUACCCUUUGA